GUGCUGCCGCUUCCCAUUCCUGACGCUCCUGGGUUUAUGAGGUGCCGUGCAGAGUGGCUGGACCAUGGUACGGUCCCCGAGACUGGCCUGGAUGCUGCAAUCGCUGAGGGCUGGGCAGUGCUGGUCGUGCACUCCCUGAGCCACCAAUAUGCUGGACAUGCUAAGGGCAGCCUGGUCCCCACUGGUCCUCUUACGGCUGCGCAGGAGAGCUCGGUGCGCGUCAUUCGCAAGGCUGCCAAGUACUUCGGCUCAGACUCUGCGAAAGACUUCCAGGUUUCUGACUGGCAUGAGGUCGCUGCUGCACGUGAUGCCACGUACGGAGGCGAGGAGGUGUCGCGGGCCCUGCCGCUCACGCUGGGAGGUGUCAUGCCAGGCCUUCCGCCGAGAGGCGUUGCUGCUUCAGUGCGUGCGCUGGACAUCGCCGACGAGCGUGUGGCUGGGUGGCUGGCAGAUCCCACGUUGGCACUGCUGCCCAAGGCCGACUCGAAGGCAGAGUGGCAUUGCAUUGGCGCCAAGCUGGUGGAGUUAGGCCUCGCGGUGCCCAUCGCCGAUGACCGGAUCUUCAAGGUGGGCAACAGGAAGGUGCUAGCAGGUGCUUUCGGGGUCGCCAAGGGAGGAACUCCCACUCCUGGUCAUGAUGUGGCGCAGCGGCCCAUCAUCAACAUGGUCCCCGCAAACAGCUGCCAGCGGACGAUGCGGGAUGACAUUGGGACCCUCAGCGCCUCGCCGUCGUGGGUCUCGAUUCCACUUCCUGAGGGACAUGUGCUGCUGUGGUCAUCCGACGAUCAGUCGUCAGCAUUCUACUGCUACGAGUUGUCCGAGGCGUGGCAGCCCUACAUGACCUUAGCUGAGGCGAUCCCCAACGAGCUCAUCGGGGUCAACGGGGCAGUGCAGACGCACAUCGCUUUGCGUGUCAUCCCGAUGGGCUGGAUCAAUGCUGUCACAGUCUUCCAGCACUGCCAUCGGCGUCUCGGCUUUGGGCUGAAGCCACUUGCUGCAGGGUUACCGCCCCAAGCUGAGUGGAGGAAGGACCGCCCGUUGCCCCUGAGAGCGAAGGAGCUGGAGCAAGCCUGGGUGCAGUAUUACAUCGACGACUGGGACCACUGGGAGAUCGUCCAGAGUAGCCGCCUGGAGGAGCUGGCCGGCACGCUUAGCGAGUUCCAGGCUGAGCAGCGAGCCGCCUACCAGAGGAGCGGCAUCCAAGCUGCUGAAGGCAAGGCCAAGCACCGCGAGCUCGUCCUGGAGCGCAUGGGUGCUGGGCUUGACGGCAUGGUCGGCCGAGUCGGAGUCACAGUUGAGAAGCAGCUCCUGCUCUUGGCGCUCGUGAUGUGGGUGAUGGGCCAGCCUCAGGUCACGGUCAAGGCGAUGCUUGUGGUGCUGGGCCGCUGUGUGCGCGUGGCGGAGUUCCGCUGGCCGUUCAUGGGGUUCCUGAACGAGUCCUGGGCGGCUGGGCAGUGGCGGUAUCCGCAAGCUGUGCCCUCUGUCAUGUGCGGCGAGCUCCUGGUCUUCUGCGUGGCCCUCCCCCUGGCUUUCACCGACUUGCGGGCCAAGAUCGACGCGGGGGUGAUAGCGACGGAUGCGAGCGAGCAGGCGGGCGGCAUCUGCUAUUCCGCUGGCCUCACCGCUCGGGGAGCGCAGGCCGCCACAGGCGAAGGAGGACUGUGCGAGGAAGCCGUGCACGCCACCUUCGCGGCGCCUCAGAUGAUACGAUGGCGGCCGCGCGUCAUCUUAGUGGAGUUGUUCGCCGGGGCUGCUGCCGCUGCCGUGGCCGCGCGUCGCCUGCCCAUGAGCGUGGCCGCCCACCUCUGCUCGGAGGUAGAGCCGGCAGCGCGACGGCUGGUGCGGCGGCGGUGGCCGGGUGUCAUUGAGCUGGGCAACAUCGAGGCCUUGGACCUUGAGCGCUUCACCCGCAUGCUGGAGGGGUUCAGGCGCGACGCCGACUGGGUCAUCAUUACUGCAGGGAGUCCGCGCCAGGAUCUCUCUACCCUCAACGCGGUGGGCAAGGGCCUGGAAGGGGACAGGGGCAAGUUAUUCUGGAUGGUCCCUGCCCUCAUCGAAGCCUCCAAACGCGCGUUCGGCACGCGCGUCGAUUGGUUCGUCGAGAACGUGUUCAGCAUGGGCGCCGAGGCGAGGGGCCAGUUCUCGCAGGCGCUGGGCGUCGCGCCGUUGCUGUUAGAGGCGGAGGACUUCACCAGGGUGCGCAGGCCCCGUCUUUUCUGGUGCCCCUGGCCCGCCUGCAGUCACCUUCCGCACGGCACGAGCAUCGAGGUGAAGAGCGAGGGCAUCGGUCAGUAUAACAAGGUUGAGGUCAGCGUGGAGCGCGCCGCUGCUGACCUUUGGCCACUGCCAGGUUGGAGGCUGGACGACCCUGAGGUGGACCUUCCUUGCUUCACCAGGCCAGUUCCAUGGCGACACCCGCCGCUGAGGCCUGUCGGCCUGGAGCGUGCCAGUCCCACUGCGCUGGCGCGCUGGGCCGCAGAUCAGCACCGCUAUCAAGUCAGCAAUUAUGAGGAUGCCGUGCUGCUGUGGAGCGCCGAUCGAGCGCAAGGUAGGCUCCCUGUCGCUGAGGAGCGGGGUGUUCUCAUGGGGUUUGAUAAGCGGUACUUUGAAGCAGCCGUCAAGGACAGCACUCCUGGCUACAGGCACGCCACCGCUGAGCGGGGGCUCAUCGUCGACUUCUUGCGCAUGGCCGAUCGGGGUGGCACGGACGUCAGACUUGACUGUGGUGCCCCGUGCCGAGCUCGGGCGUGGCCAUGGUCGGCCCUUCGGACGUCGCUGUGGGCUUGGCGCGUUGCCAAGAGUUUCAGGUGGCAGCGACCAGCUCACAUCUCCGAGAAGUGGCGCUGCAGAGACGUGGCGACGCACGGCUGCCGCUACCUGCAUCUUCUCGAUGCCGAAACGGUGGCAGCAGUCUGCACGAAGUGCAGGUCAAGCGCCUGGCGACUCCAGCCAGGGAUUAGGCGCCUCAAUGCGCUCACGCUCGCGACCAACUGCUACCCGAUGUACAGCUACUGCGACACGGACGACAUGCCCGCGGACGCCCCCUCCGGGUGGACAGGGGCGCGCAGCGGCCAAGAGCUGGCGGUCACGCCUCUCACGCGGAAGCGCUACCAGGGGGCGGUUGACAGCGUCUUUGACUGGUUGGUCGAGCAGAAGCGUGAGGUCAAAUUUGCAGUGCAAGCGGACAUGGGCCUGGUUGACUACAUUGAAGGGCGCCGUGCCGCAGGCGGGUCCCUGCUCGACGUCAACUGCGCCAUCGCAGGUAUGUGCCACCACUUCCCCCCGCUCCGCGGUCGACUCCGAGAGAGUUGGCGCCUGGCUCGCACGUGGCAGCGUGCUGAGCCGGCAGGGCGUGCGCUUCCAAUCGCACCGCUCAUCGCACUUGCGUUCUCCGGCGGCUUUCUCACGGCUGGAUUCCCAGCCGCCGCCGCCAUCCUGCUGGCAGCCUAUGACACGUACCUCAGGACGGGGCACGACAUCAUUAUGUAUGAGAAUUCAGCGGGAGAGUUCGUCAUGUUGCGCUCGCAGACGGCAAUGGCGCUGCUGCUGAAGGCACGCGAGCUGGCAGGGACUGCCAGCCGGUGCGAGCAGCCAGCCAUUGGCAUGCCGCCCGCGGCCUUCCAGCGAGUGUUCGCGGACAUCCGCUCGUGCCUCCAGCUGGAGGACCAGAGGCUCACCCUCUACAGCUGGAGGCGAGGAGGUGCCAGCGCCGACUUCCGCUCGCACGGGUCCAUGGAGACCACGCUGCUCCGAGGGCGUUGGGCCAGUGUGCGGACGGCGCGCCUGUGCGUCCAGGACGCCGUCGCCGAGGCGACGACGAUCGCGCUGCUGCCAGACCAGCGCGCCGUUUGCCUACACCUGGCAAGCCGAGUGAGGUAA
Prorocentrum cordatum is the source of this 3879-nucleotide messenger RNA. The record is from the annotation of a GenBank genome assembly. NCBI's taxonomy places the organism in Eukaryota, Dinophyceae, Prorocentrales, Prorocentraceae.